Messenger RNA from Rosa rugosa (rugosa rose), 941 nucleotides. RefSeq lists its product as uncharacterized. The transcript is spliced from 2 exons. Lineage: Eukaryota; Viridiplantae; Streptophyta; Magnoliopsida; Rosales; Rosaceae. Gene Ontology annotation, cellular component: mitochondrial matrix. The coding region runs from base 106 to 804 and encodes 232 amino acids. The record is from RefSeq and is a predicted model, not a curated record.
AGGCGAAAGGAAGACUAAAUAAGAAGAAAAAGGAAGAAGCGAGCAGAGGUUUGGCUUAGUAGAGGCGGCAGUGCCUGCUUAGGGUUUUGUUGCCUACAUCAUUUCAUGAGAUCAAUAUCAAUGUGGAGGAAAGCCACAUCAUUCUCAGGGUUUGGUGCCACACUGAGCCACCACCUAUGCCGGCGCCACUCCACCGCCACGGCUGUGAACUCGGUGCUCCUCCGCUCCCUGAAAGAGCACUAUCUGGAAGUGUCCAAAAUGACCCCUCCCCCUAAAGUCAACCCUCCCUCGCCUUUCACCGUCGUCAAGGGCGCGCUCGACGGCGCCGGUCCCGUGCUCAAGCGCAGCUACGGCGACGAACAAAUCGGCAUAUCGGUCAUGCGAAUGGAUAAUAUUAUUCCCGGCGGAGGUGCCGCCGGCGGAGGAGAAGACGCCGACGACGACGACGACGACAUCAACCAGUUGUUCCUACACGUCGAGGUUUCGAAGCCGGGACAGAAGGAGUCUCUGCUUUUUCUUUGUGGGCUGUAUCCGGACGCCCUAGGCAUUCACUCUGUCUCUAUCAGGCCUAUGGCCGACGCCUCUGAUUACGCUGCGCCUCGUUCUUCAGCAUAUACUGGCCCUCUUUUUGAAGAUCUUGAUGAAGGGAUGAAGGAUGCAUUCCACAGCUACAUAGAAGAGCGGGGUGUGGGUGAUAGUCUUUUUCCAUUUCUUCGAGCAUGGCUAUAUGUCAAAGACCAUCGUAAUCUUAUGCGCUGGUUUAAAACAGUAGGAUCAUUUGUUAAUGAAACCAAGUCAGUUUAAGAUUCUUAGCUUCAGAAAGUCAUUUAGAGAUAAAUUAAAAAAAACAUGUAUUUAGCAGUUUCAAUGCUACUUUUCCCUCAACACUAAUUUGUCCUAUUGCGGUUUGGCUAGUAGAAAUUCUUUGGUGUUUGGCUCUC